This is a messenger RNA of Falco peregrinus (peregrine falcon), 6611 nucleotides long. It is a transcript of the gene SLC6A17, whose product is annotated as solute carrier family 6 member 17. Lineage: Eukaryota; Metazoa; Chordata; Aves; Falconiformes; Falconidae. Gene Ontology annotation, cellular component: synaptic vesicle; plasma membrane. The transcript has 12 exons. The record is from RefSeq and is a predicted model, not a curated record. Gene Ontology annotation, biological process: glycine transport; alanine transport; sodium ion transmembrane transport. Bases 385 to 2568 code for a protein of 727 amino acids.
CGAGCGGCCACCGGGCUCGGAGCUACCGGUACCUCCCCGCCUGUCCGCCGCGGGGGGCGCAGGCAGCAGCGGCGGCUCCCGCGUUACCGGCGGCUGCCCGGGUCCCUCCAGCACCGGGAGCCACGCACCGGCCCCGCCGCCGCCCGGGCUCAGCCCCCUCCCACCCCGGGGCGGCCGAACCUGCUCACUGUCUGCCGGGAAUUUGCUCCGUUUCCACCGGCACCGGGUCGGUUCCACCCCUCCGGGCAGCCGCCGCGCCCAGGUCCUGCUGAUGAAGAGGAGGUGAGACCUGAGCUGUAGCUCACACAGGUGCCAUUCCCUGCGGGACGUUUAUCUUCUCCCUUCACGCCAUCCCGCCCCCCGGGGCCACGUGGAGCCGUCCCGAUGCCAAAGAACAGCAAGGUGACGCAGCGGGAGCACAGCAGCGAGCAUGUCACCGAGUCGGUGGCCGACCUGCUGGCCCACGAAGAGCCCGUGGACUACAAACGCAGUGUCCUCAACGUGACGGGGGAGACCUGGGAUAAGCAGAAGGAUGGAGAUGAGGAUCUGGAUGCGGAGAACCGGCCAGCGUGGAACAGCAAGCUGCAGUACAUCCUGGCACAGAUCGGCUACUCCGUGGGGCUGGGCAACGUCUGGCGCUUCCCCUACCUGUGCCAGAAGAACGGAGGAGGUGCCUACCUGGUCCCAUACCUGGUCCUGCUCAUCAUCAUCGGGCUCCCCCUCUUCUUCCUGGAGCUGGCAGUGGGGCAGCGGAUCCGGAGGGGCAGCAUCGGCGUCUGGAAUUACAUCUGCCCCCGCCUGGGAGGCAUCGGCUAUGCCAGCUGCCUCGUCUGUUUUUUUGUCGGUCUCUAUUACAACGUCAUCAUUGGCUGGAGCAUCUUUUACUUCUUUAAGUCCUUCCAGUACCCUCUUCCCUGGAGCGAGUGUCCCAUUGUGAAAAACGGCUCCGUGGCCGUUGUGGAGACCGAAUGCGAGAGGAGCUCGGCCACCACCUACUUCUGGUACCGGGAGACCCUGGACAUUUCCAACUCCAUCUCGGAGAGCGGCGGGCUCAACUGGAAGAUGACCCUGUGUCUGCUGGUGGCCUGGAGCCUUGUUGGCUUGGCUAUGAUCAAAGGCAUCCAGUCCUCGGGGAAGGUGAUGUACUUCAGCUCGCUCUUCCCCUACGUGGUGCUGGUUUGCUUCUUGGUGCGGGGACUUCUGCUGCGUGGGGCGGUGGAUGGGAUCAUGCACAUGUUCACACCCAAGCUGGACAAGAUGCUGGACCCCCAGGUGUGGCGGGAGGCAGCUACGCAGGUUUUUUUCGCCUUGGGCCUGGGCUUUGGGGGAGUCAUCGCCUUCUCCAGCUACAACAAGCAGGACAACAACUGCCACUUUGAUGCCACGCUUGUCUCCUUCAUCAAUUUCUUCACAUCUGUCCUGGCCACGCUGGUUGUGUUUGCUGUGCUGGGUUUCAAGGCCAAUAUCAUGAAUGAGAAAUGUGUGGUGGAGAACGCUGAGAAGAUCUUAGGCUACCUGAACACCAAUGUGCUGAGCCACGACCUCAUCCCGCCCCAUGUGAACUUCUCCCACCUCACCGCCAAAGACUACAAUGAGAUGUACAGGGUGAUCAUGACUGUGAAAGAGGGGCACUUCAAAGAACUGGGCUUGGAUGCUUGCCUCUUGGAGGACGAACUCAACAAGUCCGUGCAAGGAACUGGUCUGGCCUUCAUUGCUUUCACGGAAGCCAUGACCCACUUCCCAGCCUCACCGUUUUGGUCCGUCAUGUUCUUCCUGAUGCUGAUAAACCUGGGGUUGGGCAGCAUGAUCGGGACCAUGUCAGGCAUCACUACGCCCAUCAUCGACACCUUCAAGGUGCGGAAGGAAGUGUUCACAGUUGGUUGCUGCAUCUUCGCCUUCGUAGUGGGACUGAUCUUUGUGCAGCGCUCUGGGAAUUACUUUGUCACCAUGUUUGACGAUUAUUCAGCCACGCUGCCGCUCACGGUGGUGGUCAUCCUGGAGAACAUCGCCGUGGCCUGGAUUUACGGCACCAAGAAGUUCAUGCAGGAGCUGACGGAAAUGUUGGGUUUCCGGCCCUAUCAGUUCUACUACUACACCUGGAAGUAUGUCUCUCCCAUCUGCAUGGCCGUGCUCAUGACCGCCAGCAUCAUCCAGCUGGGGGUCAGCCCGCCGGGCUACAGCGCAUGGAUCAGAGAGGAGGCUGCAGAGAAGUUUCUUUUCUACCCAACCUGGGCCAUGGCUAUCCUCAUCUCGCUGAUCAUCCUGGCAUCCCUCCCUCUGCCUCUGGUCUUCAUCCUCCGGCAGUUCCACCUCGUGUCGGAUGGCUCUAAUGCCCUCUCGGUCACCUACAAGAAGGGCCGGAUGAUGAAGGACAUCUCCAAUCUGGAAGAUAACGACGAGACCCGCUUCAUCCUGAGCAAAGUGCCCAGCGAGACCCCAUCCCCCAUGCCCACGCACCGUUCCUACCUGGGUCCUGGCAGCAAUUCCCCCAUGGAAAUGAGUAGUGCCCCCAACGGACGGUACGGGAGUGGGUACCUACUGGCCAGUACCCCUGAAUCCGAACUGUGAUGGUUGCCUGCCAACCACCCCCACCGGGAGAGGAGGUCACGGGGGAGUGGAUCCUGGCUGUCCAGGCAACAGGAAAAUUAAUUAAUAAGGAAGACGAAGAAGAAACCCCUCUUAAAAUCGUAACCAAAAGCAGCCAUUUCUAAGGUGACAUCGGGAAGAAGGGAUUGCGGGAGGGGCAGGACUCCUCCGACAACCCUCGGCUGGAGGGCAGGAUCCCCCGGGCUUGACUUCGGGGAAUGGAGGAGGAACAAGAGAAGCUGCAAUAUUUUUCCAAGAGUUGUUCUCACGCAGCUCGAAUCUGAAGCAAAGAAUCUCUCUUUUCUAAGCAGCUGAUGGUUGGAAAAAGGACCUGGCAUCCCAGUGCUCUUCCCUCCCAGUUUGUUGUCCUUUAGCCGGGAGGAGUCAUGGCCUUAUUCCAACGAGCACAAUUAACCAUCGAUGUUCAUAGCACAAAAAGGUGCUGUUGUUGUCACCAUCGUUGUUGUUGUUGUAUCUCCUGUAGGUUUUUAUAGCUGUGGACACACCCGGACAACCCCCAGGUUUUGGCCAGGGUUGGCAGGGAGCAGCGCGGGGCUGGCUGAGAUGCUGCGAUGUGCGAAACGGUGGAUGCUGGCUCCUUGGUGUUGUUGCCACCGGUGUGGGGACGGCGUCUGUGGGUUGCUCUGAGACAUGGAGUUGCCACGUCCGUGGGAUGAGGUGGUCGGCAUGCCCUGUGGCUGGGCAGCUGUCGUGCUGAGUGGCAGAAGGACCUCUGAAGUGAGUGUGGUUUGGAUGUGUGAGCGUGUGUGGGAUCUGGGUAGGGCUACUGUGAUGGAGGUCAGGACUCGUGACACAUGGGAUGCUCUGCUGAACCAAAAUCCCUGGCAUAGCGAUCGUCUCCUCUUGCCACUCUCUUUAGAUGUCCCAGAGGGACAAGCAAAGCUGUGGGGCAUCGAGUCCUCCCACAGUCCUGGUUUAGCUCUCAGGAAACCACCCCCUGGCUUACCCUCCUUGCACCCACCAGCUGAGGUGAGCUGGACAGUGAGCAUCUCUGGACGUGCGUCCUCAUUUCUCAGCUUCGAGCCAGGGGGGUGUGCAUGGCCUCCUGUCACCCCUCCACAGGAGCUCCCCGACCUUCAGAUGGGGGUAACCAGCUCUGGGGUCUGCUGAGCAGCAGUUAUGGGGAGUCAGUGCCAGGGAGCUCUCGAUCCAGGCUGGUGAGCCCUUGUUAGAGCCUAGGAGCCUCUGUCGUGCCCAUCCAUGUUACUGGGGACCAGACUGAUGUGACCUUACGUUGUGUCUCCCCAGGCUGGCUAGGAAAGGUUGGCAUCUCCCAGCUCCAAGUCUCUCCCACUGGGAAUGAAGGUCAUUUCCCUGAAUCCUACGUGUAGCCAAGCAUUUCUGUCAAGGGUACCAGUAUUCAUGGCAUCUUCCUCCUUUCCCCAUGGGGCAGGGUAGCAGCAGCCUGCUUGCGCCCUUUCUCCCUCUCAGCACGUUGCUGUGGCCUCCAGAAGCUGAGGGAGUUCUUCAUCCUUGGUUCUGCUGGGCUUGGAUCAUGCGUGAUGGUAUUUCAAGCCAGUCGGAAGGCCAAGUUUGUGGCCAGGAGCCCUUGUCUCCGCUUUCCUGUCGAUGGGCUUUUUCCACCUUGAUUCUCCUUGUGGCUGGGAGGUGAAGGCAGAAAUUAUCCUGGUCCGCUUGCCACAUCCUUGACUCCUCUUAGCCUCCCUGGGGCCAGGAGGUGCCGCACAAGGACAUUUCUCUUGUGGGUUGUGAUCUCUUAUUUAUAGUCCUUCUCCAUGGGCUUGGCUGGUGACCUGGAGACUUCCUGGAUGAUUAGCUCAGGUCCUUCGUUAACCAAUUUUCCAGGGGGAAAAUGGAGGCAUGGAAGCAGCCCAGUCUUUGAUGGCUCUGCGAAGCGCCAGGUCAGGAUCAGCCGUGCUCUUGUCUCUCCUCCAGCAGUCCCCCUGUCACCAUCCCCGGCGCCGUCUUUCUCCUUCCCCUGCCCGUGCAGAGGGACGCAGAAAUAUCCCCACGGCAUCAUCUCUGAAUGGGAGAAGCACAAACCCGUGGCGUUUCCCCAUCAUUAGCCAAGAUGUCCCCUCCCAUCUCUUCUUUCUCCCUCUGUCCCCAGUUUCCUCCACCCAACCAGCAAAACAGAGGAUGAGCCUAAUCGUUGCCCAGUGUCACCUGCCCGAUGCCCCUGAGCCCAGGGGCCGGAUUCCUACCAUAGCUCCCAUGGAGUUAACGGAGCAGGACACCUCCUGUGGCCCAAGUGCUCAGUGCCAUCCGCUCCCGUGGCGUGAUGCUCCUCGAGCCCUGGGGGGAAGGAUCCAGCCCUCCGUCGCUCCCAUCACCAUUCCCGAACCAGCCAGGGAGGCGUUUUGCUUUCCUCCCCUCUUCUUGCAGCAUCAAUAAGAGGCAAAGUCAAUAAGAAGGUAACAAAAAAAGCUAUAUUAUAUAUAUAUAAAAUAUAUACAGAGCGAGGAGAUGGAAUAAUAACGUAGAGAUUCUCUAUUUCUAUUGUAUAUUUAUUCUGUAAAUGUCUCUGUAAAUGCUGUUAAAUGACAAAACGUAUUCCAAAGUGGCCUGUGACCUAUUUUCAUCCCCCGUGCUGUACAGAUCAAUUCUCAUUGUAUAUUGGGACAUAUUUUUACCUUUUUAUUUCUCAUGCGUGGUGGGUGGCCGUCCAUCCCCCCCCCUGCCCCAGCCCCAGGGGGUCCAGCUGCCCUGGGGAUCCAGCAAAAAGGAGGAGGAGGAGGAGGAGGGACGUCGCCUUUAUUUUUAUCCGUGGAGAUACUGUAUUUCUUCGUGGCAUUUGCUCGGUGUUAGGCACAGGGUGUUGGGGGUCUGUGUGUGUGCGCGUGUUAAAAUUUUCAGUGAUCCGUGUCGUCACCGUGUGAGCGUGCGCGUGUUCGUCCGUAGAUGCCGUGCGUGGGGCUGUGCGUGCGUGGAUGUGUGCGCGGGUGCGGUUUGUUUAGGAUCCACUUCUCGCUGUACUUGGUCACUUUUGGAGCCUGCGUUGGGGGUUUCUCCUGUUCGCUGGGGCAGGUUCUCCCUCCACACACCUUCUGGGGGUCCCGGGCUGCAGAUCAGGCCAAUCCCCCGUGGCUUUUAGCCCUUAAAAAUCACUUUUUAUCCUCUUUUUUUCUCCACAGAGGCACAGGGAAUAGCUGCUAGUUGUGAGCACAGGCACUUUUCAGUUUUCCUCCAGGCAGUGGGAGAAGGAGGGGGGAACCGCUGCCAAUAUUCCUGUCCCCCCACGUCAGCUCCCAGCUUGGUUCCCAGCCCCGAUCCUGCUGCUGGGGGGCAGGAUGGGGUCCCUGGCUGGGGAACAGGGAGGUGCUGGGUAGAUCAGGAGGGGUCAAAACCCCGUCCCCUCUCUGCGGAGGGGUUAAAUGGGUCUGGAGAGGGGAUGGCUGGUGCUGAGGGCAGAAAGGAGCUUUGCAGGAGGGUGCCCAGCCCGUGACGGUGGCUCUGUGGGUCCGAGGGUAUGUGCAGUCCCCGGGCUCUGCUGCUGGUGCUGUGGGCAGGGGCUGGAUCUGCCCUUGAUGCUGGUGCAAUGCAGAGGGGAUGGCUGGAGCCGGCUGUGCUCCGCUGAUUUGCACCAUCCUGGGGUGUCCCUUGGCCCCUUCCCCCCAAUCCCUCCGAAAGAGCCCCUGCUUCACCUCCUGGCACCCACCCAGACCCUGGCAGGUCAUGUUAAACCCCAGCACCUCCCUGGAGCAACUUCCACUGCCUUCCCUCUGUCCCCCAGCCUUCCCUGAGCCUGGGUCUCACUGGUGGGAGUGGGGAGCAGAGCCGGGUGGCCUUGGUGGCUGGGGAGGGACAUGGCACAGCUCAGACAGAGCCAUGGCAGCAAGCAGGAUGUGGCCACUUCCCCUGUGGGCAAGCACAAUGCUGGCAACCCCCUCCUCUACAGGUAAAAGCACAGAUCUCGUAGUAACUCGUCCCAUGUACCCUCGUAGCCGGUGUAUUUACCACGCGUGCCGUGCCGUGCCGGCCGGACUCCUCGGCAGUCGAGAGAAACCCUGUAACAGCUGUAAUGGAGUCUGAUUAAAAGUCUC